This is a messenger RNA of Ambispora leptoticha, 597 nucleotides long. Lineage: Eukaryota; Fungi; Glomeromycota; Glomeromycetes; Archaeosporales; Ambisporaceae. The record is from the annotation of a GenBank genome assembly.
AUGGUUUGGAAGCAUGGGGGAACUGAUACCGGGAUUACAUUUAAUCGCAAUAUUGAAAGUUGGCGAUUUAAUCGAAAGUAUUUUGAUUAUGUGGUGGCGAAUCCUUCGUAUCUUCAGGGAACAAUUGAAAUGAUGCAAGAAUUUUUCAAAGAAAUGCAGCAUUAUUGGAAGGAAUUGGGUUCAGAAUAUGUUUUGGACUUGCAUGCUUGGGCCGUUCGAGAACUCGAAAAUACGCCGAUCGAUGAACCAUUUAUAAUGAAUUUGUUAGUCGCAGCAAAUACAGAACGCGACCCGAAUAAUUUAGACAAACCUUUGACUGAUGAGUUUAUUCGACUGUGUCUGCCUUCAUAUUUAUUGUUGAAUAUGUCGGUAGAUAUCCAGAAGUGGAGGCAAAAAUUAGAACUGAGAUUAAUUCCUUUUUUUUCGGAUAAUUUGAAUCGUGUUGUCACCUACGAUGAUUUUAACGAAUUCAAAUAUAUCGAGGCUGUAUAUUAUGAAACGAUUCAUAUCAACACAGCAGUGCCAUUUAUGUUCCGUACAAAUCAACGCGAAGAUAAAAUAACCGGAUAUCGAUGGAAAUCCGACACACAAUUCGUG